GGCUAAUCCACAACCAACCCCGCCUCUUCACUUUUCGAUGACUCAAAAUCUGUAGCCUUUUCUGGGUUGAGACUAUAGGCAGCUAUUUUAAAUCACUUUUCAGCAACGACACCGAAAAGACAAGCUUUUGAAAAUAUGGUUGAAGCUAUCGUCUAAUCUUGAUCAAAACUCAGAUUGCGUGCCCACGAAAUUUCAAGAAAAUGGAGCUGACUUCAUCGCUAACAGUCAUUUGCAUCGCUUUGUCAUCAUGCACAUCGACCUCUUAUUUUAGCAAUAAUCUUGUUUUGGAGCCGUAUGAUUUCCUUUUUGACACGGCGGUGGAAGCCUACUAUAAGGCAGACUGGCUCUCGGUAAUUCUCAACAUGGAGAAAGCUCUCCGGAACCGAGCGACAAUACGUAAAGUGAAGGCAGACUGCCGACUCACAUGCGCCAACCUGACCGCUUUCGAAGACUCCAUGCCCGGCCACGGAACCUCCAUACCCGGGGACGGAUCUGUGGAGGAUCUGUGUUUCUUCCGGAAAAUUCUGAAACACGCGGACUGUGUGAAUUCUUGCGAAACUGCGAAGCUUGGCAUACCAAGUAUGCAUCAAGUCAGUGAAAACGUGGAGUUGGAGUUUGUGAGGAGGACCCCUUACAAUUACUUGCAAGUCGCAUAUUUCAAGAUUAAUAUGCUGGACAAGGCAGUGGCAGCAGCCAACACAUUUUUCCAUGCAAACAAAGAUCACACGGAGAUGAGACAGAACCUGGACUACUACAGCACAAUGUCAGAAGUGCAGGAAAAAGAUUUCAAAGAUCUUGAAGCCAGGCAGCAUAUGGGAAACUUCUUGGAAGCGAAAAGUUACUACAGCGACAACUCUUUCGACCUGGCAGCCAAACUGUUUGAGGUGGCUUUAGAUGAUUACUUCACUGCUGAUGAAGAGUGCAGAGCACUUUGUGAGGGACGCUACAACUAUGAUGGCUACAAUUACAUGGAGUACAAUGCUGACCUCUACCAGACAAUUACAGACCAUUACACACAGGUACUAAAUUGUAAACAGCACUGUUCUGUGGAGCUAGCCUUUGCUGAUGCUGGAAGUGACAAGCCAUUGGAGGAUUUCCUUCCCUCGCAUUUUAACUACCUGCAGUUUUCAUACUAUAACGUCCAAAUGGAUCUUUGCGAUUCAAGGAUCCCAAACUUUGCAGUUGUGCAUGGAGUAUACUAUACAGGUGAACGCUAUGACCUUGCCAUCGAAUGUGCAAAGACCUUCUUGCUCUUUCAUCCUGAUAAUGAAGUGAUGAAACAAAAUCUUGCUUAUUAUUCAGCCAUACUGGGGAUGGACAAGGCAGACUUUAUACCAGCAAGACAGAUGGUGAAGCGGUUCAUUCAGCGUUCCUUGCUGGAGAAAGAAUUAAUGUACUUUGGAUAUGAAGCAUUUGGAAUAACAUUUAUUGAUCCCGACAAUUGGACUCCAGAUUAUAUCAUCCCAAGAAAAUUGAGAGAAAAACAGAAGGCUGACAGAGAAACAGCGGUGAGGAUCACGGAAGAAAUAGGAAAUCUGAUGAAAGAGAUUGAAACUCUGGUUGAAGAGAAGAAGAAUGAUUCUACAGAUUUGGAAAACAUGGUUUUAGCACAAGCAGGUGGGACUGUAUUUGACAACAUUAAAGUGACCUUGACAUCCAUGCAACUAAACGGUUCUCAACGGGUCUUGCUUGAUGGUGUUCUCACCGAUGUUGAGUGCAUGGAGUUGCGCCGUCUGUCAAAUGCAGCUGCUUUCAAAGGUGAUGGUUACCAUGGACAUCCUUCCCCCCACUCCACUGCUGAUAUGUUUCAGGGAAUUACUAUUUUGAAGGCUCUGAAGAUGGCACAAGAAGGAAUGGUUUCACUGAUGGAUGUCCGUCUAUUCCUUGAUGUUAGCGAGAAAGUGAGGAAGGUUUUGGAGUCAUAUUUUCGCUUGAGUUCCCAGCUGUACUUCUCCUAUUCACAUCUGGUGUGUCGAUCUGCGAUUGAGGAGAAGCAAAAAACGCGUAAUGAUCUGAGCCAUCCUGUUCAUGUUGACAACUGUCUGCUGGUCUCAGAGCUCAAUGAGUGUUUAAAGGAACCGCUUGCAUUCACACAUCGAGAUUACAGUGCAAUACUUUACCUGAAUGAUGACUUUGAAGGAGGAGAUUUUAUUUUCACAGAAAUAGAUGCCAAAGUAGUCACGGCUACAGUGCGUCCACUGUGUGGCCGUGUGGUUGGAUUCGGAGCAGGAAAGGAAAACACACAUGGUGUGAGAACUGUAACAAAGGGACAGAGGUAUGCUGUUGCACUGUGGUUCACCUUGGAUCCCGCUCAUGAGGAAAAGGAAAGAAUCAAAGCUCAACAUAUGAUGGAGAUGUUAUCCACCACUUUUAUGAAAGAUUUUAACUCAAAAGAGGAAAUAUUGAGCUCAGACUACUAUUACAUGGUGACACAACCACCAAGAGAGAAUGUCAAGGAAAAAGUGGAUCAACAAGAGACUGAAGAUGUAGAGGAAGUUAACACAUAUAAUAUACCAACGGCAAGAAUAGCUGAGGUCAAGACGGAUGGAGUACAUCAUGUGAACAUGGAUGGACAACAGACACUCAAAACAAAAGUGCAGCAGUUGGACAAAAAUAAUUCCAAAAAUGCACUCAAAAUGUAUGCUCAAACACCUUCCUCUACGAAAGGCAGGGAUGAGUUGUAAUACUGGACGUUUUUUGUUGAUACUGUGUGGCCUCAUUGAAAUUGAGUGAAAAUACA
Syngnathoides biaculeatus (alligator pipefish) is the source of this 2740-nucleotide messenger RNA. It is a transcript of the gene p3h1, whose product is annotated as prolyl 3-hydroxylase 1. Gene Ontology annotation, molecular function: protein binding; L-ascorbic acid binding; iron ion binding. Gene Ontology annotation, biological process: collagen metabolic process. Gene Ontology annotation, cellular component: endoplasmic reticulum. Bases 201 to 2684 code for a protein of 827 amino acids. The transcript is spliced from 16 exons. The record is from RefSeq and is a predicted model, not a curated record. NCBI's taxonomy places the organism in Eukaryota, Metazoa, Chordata, Actinopteri, Syngnathiformes, Syngnathidae.